Molecule: messenger RNA, 642 nt
Organism: Ilex paraguariensis (yerba mate)
Lineage: Eukaryota; Viridiplantae; Streptophyta; Magnoliopsida; Aquifoliales; Aquifoliaceae
Source: the annotation of a GenBank genome assembly
AUGAUGGGGAAAUCUGAAACAAUGGCAAGAGAGAUUGUUACUGGUUUGCAGAGAAUCAGAUAUAAAGGAGGCAAUGGACCUCUGCUGCAAUAUUUACCAGGAGAUUUAAUGUUGGAUAUCCUUUCAAGACUACCUAGACCCACCAAAGUUGAGGUAUUUACCUUGAGCACUAAUACUUGGAGGGAGGUUAAGGCAGUGGUGUUUAGGCAAAUAACAGUGCCAUAUGCUGAUACUCCUUGGUUGGAAACAUAUAGGAGACUUGUGGAAUAUAAAGAAUCACUAGCCAUGUUUGUUUACCUAGAAAGUUGGUUUCCAGGAGUGACUGUUCGCUGUGAGAUGUGGGUGAUGAAUGACUAUGGUGGUGGUGGUACUAAGGAGGUGUCUUGGAUUAAAGAACUAAGAGUUGAACAUCUUUCAAGGGUUGGGAGACCAUUGGGGUGGUUGAAUGGGGACAUCGUCUUUGGACCUUGGCUAGGAUACGGCCAUAACGUUUUCUUGUAUGACCCCCACACCAAACAAGUCAAAGAUAUCUCAACUCAUGAGGGCUCUGGUUAUUUCUUUCCUUACAAAGAGAGUUUAGUUCUCGCUAGAGGAGGAAUAAACUAUCGAAGUUGCCCAGUUUGUUGUUGCCGUUCAGGGUAG